Molecule: messenger RNA, 1746 nt
Organism: Linderina pennispora
Lineage: Eukaryota; Fungi; Kickxellomycota; Kickxellomycetes; Kickxellales; Kickxellaceae
Exons: 6
Coding region: 1-1746 (581 amino acids)
Cellular component (GO): nucleus
Molecular function (GO): histone H4K20 methyltransferase activity
Source: RefSeq, a predicted model, not a curated record
AUGGACGCGCUGACGCUCUCCAAAUACGACGACCUGCUUAACGACGUGCUGCUGGAUCAAGUGGGACUGAUGCCUAGCGUCUUGGACCUGGUGCAAAAGUUGGCGGCAGCCGAAAUGACGCUGGCCGAGGCCCUCGGGGAGCUGCUGAAAGACGAAUACAUUGCCUCCUUUCUGCGGCACAAGUCUGCGCUCCGCCUUGAAGACUUUCGGCUGCACGCAGCACGGUACUUCUCCAUGUACCUGCCCGAGGCCGGGUACGAGAUUGGGCAGACCGACCGGUACAAGGUUGUGACGGGCAAGAGCGAGGCCAAGAUUGUGGCCACCAAGCAGUACACGCUGGGCAUGGUGAUAAACCUGUGCUCGGGCAGCGUCGCCAAGCUGAGCGAGCACGAGAUUGGGCGGCUGGAGCGCGAGCGCGCAGACUUUAGCGUGAUGUGGUGGAGCAAGAAGAAGAGCAUGUGUCUGUUUCUGGGCCCGGCCCGGUUCGCGCUCCGGACCAUUGAGCCCGGCGAGGAGAUCACAACGCACUAUGGCAGCAGCUACUUUGGCGAAAACAACUGCGAGUGCCUGUGCGCCACCUGCGAAAAAUACUCGCGCGGCUGGUACGCGCGCAACAGCAACAGAGGCUCGGCCUGUCGGCGGAAUCAGUCGCACCCGUCGACGCCCGGCGGCAGCGACGAUAUCCGGCUGCGCACACGCAACAAGGGCCGGCGAUCGGUGACCCCAGCCAGCUGCAUGAACGGCCACAAGAGCAUGAUUGGGCGCAGCACCGACCCGGCUAUCGUCUACUGCACGUGCUGCGGCGAGGAGUACGACGGCCCGCCGGUUGCUGAGAGCGUCUGGCAGGCACGGGCGGCCGAGAUGCUCAAGCCGAAGAAAAAACGCAAGGCCGUCCUGAAAAGCAAGACUGGCAGGCGGCGUGUGGGCAAAAAGGACAAAGCUGGCAGCGCAACGGCCAGCGACAGUGAGUCGGCAGGCGAGCGGAAGCGGCGGAAACAGGCCCAGGAGAAGAAGGUGGCCACGAUCUACGCUGGCCCUCUGGGGCCAUUAGCCGCGGCACCAGCCGAGAUGUUUGCCGAAUUCGCCAUUGGCACGCCGGUGUUUGUUGAUCCGCUCGACGGAUCGAUCGAGUACUGGUGGCCGGGGGUCAUUGUCGACCACCUGGACGGCGAGGACGGCUCCAGGCGGUACCAGGUGCGGUACUUUGAGGACUCGUCGUUCUCGCAGUGUCUGGGCCAGGACCUGGCGCUGUUUGAUCCGACAAAGGCGCCGUUUGCCCUGUGGCUCGACCGGACGCCACGUAUGCUGGCCGACCCAGCCAUCCGGCGCGCACUGGCAUAUUACGAAUGGCGUUUUUUGGCGCCAUCACGAUCAGCACUUGUGGAAACAAAAGAGAAGCUGGCCAGCAGCGGCGUCAACGAGAUCGUGCGGCUGCGGCAGAUCUACCCGGACUCGCCGGUGCUGGGGGACGCGCCGACCGCAGCGGACAUGCCGCAGCUCGAGCUCGACGACUUUUUCCACGCGCCCAUUCCACGCGCCAGCCAUGCAGCAUUCGGGUGCAUCCAGCCGUAUUUGCUGAGCCUUCAAGGAUCAGGUCAAGGUGCGCAGAUCACUGAUGUCGAUUUUGUCUGCAACGAGGCGAGGUUCGGACUGUACUAUUACAUGCACUUCAAGGGCUGGAACAAAAAGUUUGACGAGUGGGUGCCGCCCUGCCGCAUCAUAUAUGAUGACGCUGCAAAGCAAUAG